Messenger RNA from Scomber scombrus (Atlantic mackerel), 6806 nucleotides. RefSeq names its product Ets2 repressor factor like 3 (gene erfl3). The record is from RefSeq and is a predicted model, not a curated record. Gene Ontology annotation, biological process: regulation of transcription by RNA polymerase II; cell differentiation. The transcript is spliced from 5 exons. Gene Ontology annotation, molecular function: sequence-specific DNA binding; DNA-binding transcription factor activity, RNA polymerase II-specific. Lineage: Eukaryota; Metazoa; Chordata; Actinopteri; Scombriformes; Scombridae. Bases 604 to 2805 code for a protein of 733 amino acids. Gene Ontology annotation, cellular component: nucleus.
GAGUGGAGUGGAGGACUAGAGAAAAAAGAAAAAGUCUGUAAAAGAAAGAGAAGCUCCUCUCUGCCGGCGUUAAUUUCUGUCAAAGAAGUAACAACAAAGCUUUUUCUUGGCGAGAGAGAUGUCAAACGGCGACGAGGAUGCGUUUGAGACGGAGUAAACAGCCACCGGAGAGUUAGCGAAAGAACUAGUUCCCAAAGAGAGAGAGAGAGAGAGAGAGAGAGAGAGAAAGGCUUUUCGGCUGCCUCGUUUUCCGCCGCAAACUUGAGCCCAUCUCAACGCUGUGAGUUACGGCGAGCACCGACACCGAGAGAGCCGGGGGGAACCGGACCGACGGAGCACGGAGAAGAGAGGAGAGAGGGAAGAGGAGAGAGAAGCCGGUGAAGCAGCAGCGGCGGCUACACAAAAAAAAGUUUGGCCGUGUAUCUUCACCUAGUUUUCCAGAUUGGGAACUAGAGGAGAGAGAGAGAGAGAGAGGAGGAGGAGGGUGGGGGGGAGGAAGAGGCCGAGAGACUGAGAGACUGACUUGACUUUCCACAAGCAAGCUUUGCGGAAUUCAUCCAGUUUUUUUUUUUAAAGCAAACUUUAGCCGCUAAAGCAGGAAGAAUGAAAACACCUGGAGAUAGUGGGUUUGCAUUCCCAGAAUGGGCCUACAAGCCCGAGUCGAGCCCCGGGUCCAGGCAGAUCCAGCUGUGGCACUUCAUCCUUGAGCUGCUGAGGAAAGAGGAGUAUCAUGAUGUCAUCGCCUGGCAGGGGGACUAUGGCGAGUUUGUCAUUAAAGACCCAGAUGAAGUGGCCCGGCUCUGGGGGGCCAGGAAGUGUAAACCCCAAAUGAACUACGAUAAGCUGAGCAGGGCACUGAGAUACUACUAUAACAAGAGGAUCCUCCAUAAGACCAAAGGCAAGAGGUUCACCUACAAGUUCAACUUCAACAAGCUGGUGUUGGUCAACUAUCCCUUCAUUGACAUGGGCUCCACUGGAAGUGGUGUUCCUCAGAGCGCCCCACCUGUCCCCACCGGCGCGGGGACUCACUUCCGUUUCCCUCCUUCCACGCCCUCUGAAGUCCUCUCCCCCAACGAGGACCUGCGCAGCCCCGGCGGCAUGUUCAGCUCUGUGGCCCGACGAAUGGCCCGUGGCUCUGUCAGCGAUUGUAGCGACGGCACCUCGGUCAAUUCUGAAAUUGAGGAGGGCAACACAGGAGCAGGAGAGGAGAGGGGAGAGAGGGGUGUGAGUGGGGGAGGAGGAGGACCCGGUGGUGGAGGAGGCUACCGGAGCAUCAUCCAUCCCCGUCUGUCUCAUGAGUCUCUGUUCCGCAUGUAUGGAGGACCAGGCAACCCCGCUGGGCACCCAGGCUCCCGAGGCCCCACUGGGCACCGUAUUCACACAGAGCCCCUGUCGCCUUUCCCUGUGUCCCCUCUGCCUGGGCCGGGAGGAGCCGGCCUCCUCGCUCCUCCUCUAUCCCCAGCACUCAGCAUGACCCCCACAUCUCACCUUCCCUACACUCCCUCACCCACCCUGUCACCCAUGCUAGGCUCCCACUUCUCCUUCAACCCAGAGGACAUGAAGCGCUACCUGCAGGCCCACACCCAAUCAGUGUACAACUACGGCCUCAGCCCCAGAGCUUUCCUCCAGUACCCCAACAUCAUCAUCCCUCAGCCGCACCGGCCCGCCGCAGACAAGUCCGGCCUGACCGGAGAGAGAGGAGCAGGCGAAAGAGCAGACAGAGCGGCAACAGCAGGUGGAGAGAGGGGAGGAGAGCGGCACCACCAUCCACCUCUGGCUCACUCAGCCCACCAUCACCCCCACCCGCCUCACACUGCCCACCCUCACCCCCAUUCCCAUCCAAUGCAUCACCCACUCCACCUGGGUGAGGAGCCGCCACACAUGUCUCCCUUCAAGUUCAAGUUGCAGCCACCACCACUGGGCAGGAAGCAGAGGGAUGGUCAAAGCCAGAGUAAACCCAGGCAGAGCUCACUUUCCUCAGGCUCAGGAUCCGGGUCCAUGUCGUCUACGUCUGGCCUUGGCUCCUCGCUGUCAUUCGGCAGUGACCUGAGCUCAGCUAGCGGCUCGGGCCUCAUCUCUGCCUCUUCCUCAACGCAGUCCUUAAACAGUGCAGGACUUCCCAAGAUAAAGGUGGAGCCCAUCUCUGAUAUAGAGUCAGAGGAAGAGGUGGAGGUGACUGACAUUAGUGAUGAGGACCCAGAUGAGAGAGAUGAGGAGUUUGAACUCUACUCCUCUCGCCACUCCAGAGCCCAGAACCACCACCAUCACCACCACCACCAUCACCACCUCUCUAACGGCUCAGCUGCACACUCACAUCAACCCCAUCCUGAUGAGGACCUGGACGAGGACGUCUUCAAAGCACCUGCUCCACCUCCACCUGGCUUGAUGCCCUUCUUCACCUCCCAGCACGCACACUCCAAUGUGCACCGCAUGCUGCCCACCCUCAAGACUGAGCCUGUCGAGCCUGGGGACAGUAACACACCCCCACCUCAGACAGGCUCAACAGGAACUUCCCAGACCAAGUGCAUCCCCCUCAAGCUACGCUUCAAGAGACGCUGGAGCGAAGACCAGCGCAUGGAAGCCUCACAGGAAGAGUCGGACGAUAAGAAAGUCCGACCACAGGAGGGGCAAAGCAAUGGCCGGAUGGAGAUGGAGGAAGAUGGGACGGGCAGUGGUGAAGGGGACAGUCCUCCCCCAUUAGCAUACGAGGGCUCUUUAGCCACACCGUUGGCCUCACAUCGCAGGGUGAGUGCUGAGCUGCAUCGUGCCACUGCACAGCUGUCUCUGGAGAACAAAGACUGCUGAUGAGAGACAAGGCCCAAACACUACUGCUCCAGUAGCACUGGAGGUGGUACAGGAGUAUGUAAAUGGUUCCUCUGUAAUCCCUCUCCCAUGCUGACAAACUAGAUUCCCGAAGCCUCUAGUAAGAGCACAGUCUAACAAACAUACAUAAACCUCAAAGACACCCUAACUAUUCUGUCAGAUCCCCCUCACCAAUCCUCUGUCUGGAUCAGGGCUCUUCUGGGAUACAUCCUUUGGGAGGAAGGGACUCACGCAGAUUCAGCUAUCCCUGGCACAAUGACUGUAACAGGGCUGAAAUCAGAGGGAGGCUCCCUCAUGGAGCUCCAAGUUCACCUCCCACCUGGCCAGUGAAGCUCCAGAUGCCCUGCCCCAGUAGCACAGCUCCCACCUCCAGCCCCCAUCAGUAGGAUAAGCAGUCAGUCACACUUUCCUCAGGGGUUUCAUACUCCCUUACAACCCAGCAACAAACCUAGAAUGACAGUGUGCACAAUCUCCCCUCUGUUUCUUUUCCUAUAAGACGACGGGACUUCGAUAAGUGCCUGUAUCUAAAACCCACAGACCUGGAAUGACACAGGAACAGAGCAAAGAAGGGGAGCGUGUGCAGGAAAAAGAACUGCUAUGAGUAAUCAUUCUUUACACUCAUGAAAUCCUUGUCAAGUUUGGCAGAUACUGAAAAAUCGUGGGGAUGAAAAGGAAAAGUGGGUGUCCAAGACUGGAGAAUGGGGCUGUAGGGUGUUGUCUGACUGACAGAACUACUCUUAAACCUGGCCCACUCCACUCAGGGAAGCCUAUUGCUGUAUGUUUAUUGGAUUAAUGCACACACAUGAGCAAAAAAAUGAAAAAAACAAGACAAAAAACAAACCCAGCCAACAAUACUCACAUUGGAAAAAUUGCUUAUGGACACUAAACAGUGUUCACUGCAACAUCACACACACACAUACACAACCUCACACACAGACUUUGAAUCUGGCACACUGUCCUCUCAGAGCUUUUGACUUUUGUAUAACCUUCUGUCUCUCUCCUAACCUGCCCCUCUUUCUCUCGCGGACCACCUGUAGAGUUCACUCACUGAAGUAAUUUUAGCCCAGGAGAGAUGUGAUAAAAGAAGGAAGGUGAGGACAAGAGAAGACAUACUUCUGUGUAGAGAAAAAGCGGCUGAGGGGGACGAUGAGGGGAAGGCAGCAGGGGGAGGAAGGGUCUGAGGUGUUCCAGUAACUGCUAACUAGCCUUCUCACCUCACCUAACAUGGCUUGUAUACUGAAAAUCGUUUCCCCAGCAACACAGCAUCCUAGUUCACCAGCUUGAGCUCCUCUAACGAUCAUAGAUAGUGUUAAACUAAACCAGCAAAUGUUCAUACAAAAGCGCACACACACACACACGCACAUACACGCACAGAUGCACAGCACUGCCUUUAGCUCUUAAACACGCUUCCUCUCUCUCCGUCUGGACCUCCAGCUCUCCCAGUAGUGGCGACAUCAUCGGGUCCGGAGAUCGUGUUCGACUCCCAGGGGCCCUUCACACGAGCAUAAGAGCCUGAGAGAGCAGAGGAUCACCUUAGAUCUCACACACACACACACACACACAUACACACACACACACACACACACACACACACACACACACACACACACACACACACACACUCACACUCACACUCACACUUACUCUCACACACUGCCUCUCUAUGCCUUGUUUUUAUAGCAUGUACAAAAGUGCAAACUGAGCUCUAAUAAACACACAUACAGACUAUAUCUUUAUAUAUUCUAAAUGAAAUUAUUAAAACAAGUGAGAUUUUAAAGAAGCAUAUCAUUUUAAUGAUAUGAUUGAUUCAGGAUUUUUUUGUAAGUGGACUAAUUUGAGUGUCACACCACUCAUCAGAUAAUAUGAUAUGGAAGGUGGGUGAGCAGUAUAAAGAGGGGUGGGGUGUGGGGGGGGUGGGGGGUGGGAGGACUUCUGGGUUUCUCUUGUACAUUUGUUUCAUAGACAAACAAGCCAGAAAAAAAAAAAAACAGGCCAGUCUACCAGAAGACCAGCAUAUAUUUAAAAAAAACAAAAAAACUGGACUGGAACUGACUGCUAAUGAUUCAAAUGUGUGGUUCACUCUGCUGUUCACUUCAUUUGCAGUAGCUUGCCCUUUUAGCACACAGCACUCUGCUUGUUCCUGUCUGUACAGUCUAACUCAGCCCAGUUGGGUUCUCCCAAGCCUGAGCUGUCCUGACCCCAGGCCACCUCUCCUGGCCUUGUGUGUGUGUGUGUGUGUGUGUGUGAGAGAGAGAGAGAGAGAGAGAGAGAGAGAGUGAGAGAGUGAGAGUGUGUGUGUCAACUCAGAGUCAGUUGGUGGGUUAUUAGUGAAGUAGUCAUCCUGUCUUUUCUCUUAGGCCAGUUAGCAUAAAGCUCCAACGUUUGCGGCAACUCUUGAUUGGGGCAAAGGAGCGUGAGAGGGGGGGGGGGGGUAAAGGGUUAAUCAUUACUGAAGAUAGCCUGGAAACGUGUGACAUGUAAAGACCUGUCCUGAAACACACUCUAUGCGCGCGCACACACACACACACACACACACACACACACACACACAAAGGAUUCCUCAACACAAACACACACACACACACACGAUUAUGUUUGUGAUGAUGUUUUAACAUCCUGGAGCUUUUCGUGUCUGCGGCCAGCUCAUCCAGGGAUCUGAUUGGUUGACUCGGCCGUGUUGACCAGCGGCCUGUCUCUGCCUGGCCAGCAACAAGACAGAUCUAUAGCAGCGAACUGUGAGAUAGAUGGCCUCCAGGCGGUCUGUGUAGCUGAGCUGAUCGAAUUUCCUCAUCAGACCCCUGUGGUCUGGACUGGAGCAUGUCACAACAUGCACAUGCGCACACACACACACACACACACACACACACACACACACACACACACUCACUCACUCACACACACCCUCACCACCACCAAGUCCUGUGUCUGUAUUUGAACUGACAGCUGCCUUAUUACUACUUUUCAUAUCUCAGCAACAGAUGAGGCGUCAAUCUACCUGCUCUCUUCUCUCUUUCUGUUUCACUUUUCCUCGCUCUGUUUCAGCCGUCGCCUGACUUCCUGCUAACUGCAGCACGAUCUGAGUCAGUCGUGAUGUUGCAGGGUUAAAAAGACUGAAGUCUGUGAGUGAUGCGGACUUUCUCUCAUCCUGUUUCAGGCCUCUACAGUCAAAAAACGGUAGACAAACAGCACAAAGAUGACAUUUCUCUAUCAAAAAGAAUAAAAGGUUUCUUAGUUUAUUUUUCUGAUGUCAAUAUUGCUAUUGAUUAUUGUUGUUGUUAUUAUUGUUCUCAUUGGGUUAUUUACCUCUCCACCUGGCAUUAUUAUUAUUCCAUGGCUCUGUUAGCUGUUGCUUUUUAUGUUGUGUACAUCACUUUUGGAUGAUGUGGAAACCCCCCUCGCCCCCAACCCCUGAACUCCAUUCCCUGUUUUAAACCAUCCCUCCCCCUUUUUUUCCUGUCUUUAGUUUUUACAAAUGUAAUAUAACUAAAAUGUGUAAUAUGAAUUUUGAGAGCGGUUGAUAUGCUGACAGAGAAAUAACAUGGGGGACUGAGAGGGAAGCGGGGCGGAGGAUCUUACUUUAGGUGCAGAGAGGGAGUAAUUUUAUCUUUUUUGUCAUGUAUUGUAAUUUUUAUUUUAUAAUGUUUCUUUUUUCCUCCCUCUCACUCUCCCUUUCUCUCUUUCUCUCACUCUCUUUCUCUCACUCUUGUAUAUUUUUUUUUAAGGUUUUUUUCUUUUGGGAGGGGGGAGGGGGGGUUGUAUCAUUUUUAAAGAAGAAAAAGAUGUGUAUUGUUUUACUGUGUAAAGGUCUAUCUUCUCCCUCUUUCAGUCUCUCUUCUUUCGCCUCGUCUCCCCCGAGCAGUUACAUAACACUCAGAUGGAGAGAUGAGAGUUAAUACCAUGAUGUAACAUUGAAUUUCUCCACUUUUUUCGUGUUUUUUUUCCAAACUUGUAAUUAAGCUGUAAUCAGGGUUAAUUAAAACCGG